Phalaenopsis equestris is the source of this 297-nucleotide messenger RNA. RefSeq names its product subtilisin-like protease SBT2.5. Bases 1 to 297 code for a protein of 98 amino acids. The record is from RefSeq and is a predicted model, not a curated record. Lineage: Eukaryota; Viridiplantae; Streptophyta; Magnoliopsida; Asparagales; Orchidaceae. The transcript is spliced from 3 exons.
AUGGGAGAACCAGAAAGAGAAGUCUAUUAUGUUUUCAUGAACCAUGAUCCUCAGUAUGAGCGUCUAAGACAAGACCGAUCUAAGAAAGGUGUUCAGUUGCUGAAUAGAUAUCUAAGCAAUAAGCACAAGCAGUUCUUGGCAAAGCUUCUGCUGCCAAAUUCUUACAACAAGAAGUCAUCUCUGGCCAUUGUUGAUGGUUUUGCUGUGGAAAUAACCCAACAGCAGGCAGAAAUCAUUAGAUCUGCAAAGGAAGUGAGGGUGGUGGAUAAGAACAUGGAGCUUCCCAGUGGGGCUUAA